CCAUUUACAAUAAAUCGUAACGCGAUGUUAACUGAAAGAAAGAUAUGAGGUCCAAAGAUCAGCUCAACAAACUGAUAAAACUAUUCGAGUUUUGAAAACGAAAGUGUAAUGGGGUUUGCAUUGUAAUCCCUCUUUAUAAAUGAGAGCAUAUUCAGUUCAGUAAAUUAAACUAUAUUUCAAUUCAUUAAUGAACGCUUCAACGGUUUCAUGAUUAUGCCGCGACCAUAUAGCAACCUUCUGUGUUUUUCUAAAUACAAUUUACCAAAAACGGAUGCGGAAGAAAUCAAAAUGGAAAACCCAGAAAAAAGCGAUGGACAUGACGGCGCACCCGCUUCGACUUACGAUGAAAGAGGACGGACCAGCGAAAAAGAUUGUCCCAAGUGCAAAACAUAUUUGGAAGAACUAAAGGUCCGUGAGAUUCAAAUGAGGAAUAUGGUCGAUGAAAAACAUAAAUUCGCUGAAGAAAUAAAUGAGCUGAAUGAACACAACCACACCGUACAGAUGGCCUCCGAAAAACUUACUAGGAAAAUGGCAAACGUUUUGGAAAACAGCGAAAAGUUAGAACGUUUGGACGAUGAAUUUGCGAACAGUAAACUUUCUGGUCGAUUUGAUUCAGACAUCAAAAAGUUAUGGGAGGAUUUGAACGAGGCGAUUGUUGAUGACGAUCAAGACAUUAGUGAAAUUCAUCGUUUACAAACGGUUUCCGAUAUAAUGAAGGAUGUUUAUGAAAGAUGCAAAGCCAGGGCAGAUCGACACAUCAGACAAUUUUGUUUUCUUGAAAAAUCCGAACAACUGCCUGAUCUGAUGGAGAAUAGCGAGUAUGCUAUAAUCUUGAAGUGGAGACGCAUAAAUGGCCAAAAGGAGUCGACGUUAGCUGAUGUGAGAAAGGACAUAACUAGUGAAGUUUUGGACGCACUAUCAUCAAGAACAUUGAAUAAAAAAAGUUCAGAGAAAUCAAAAACAUUGUUAACAAAAUUUAUUGAAGAACUUGCCGAAUGCUGCUGGUUGAUAGCGAUUUCAAAGCCAUCGCUGUGUCUUAACUUUGAAGUUGUAGGACAGAAAUACAAGAAUCUUGAAAACAGAUUUGUUGCCAUAGCAACUGAGGACAAUAUCACCAGUUCUGACCACCCUGAAGGGUCGGUCCAUAUGGUUGUUUGGCCCUCCGUCGAGCUGAAGGAAAGACAAACGGGCUAUUUGCUGAAAGGGGAAGUAAUCGUUGUGUCAGAGAAAAAUCCGAAUUAAACAAAGACUAGAAUGAAACAAACUGUGGGCUUUGUAAUAUGCAGAUUCGACAUGUUUUUUUUUAUCCGUGCUAGUGUAAACAGUGUUUUUAUUCUGUAUUAUGGAGGAAUUCCAAACAAAAGCAUUGCACUAGACUAAAAUGUUUCGUAUUUGUGUUUAUAAGAGUCGAUUAGUUUGAAUUAUAAAACGCACGUGGUAUCUAAAACGCCAUUUGUAUACCUAUCUAAGAGCAAAUCGUCUAUCGUUACACGAAGGGAUUGGGUCCUCCUAAAUCAGCUGCAUGUUUUCAUUCACCUUCUUUCAUAAUUGAGGAUCUAUGAGUGGUUUUGCCCAUAUAUAUUUUCACUGGAAUGUUUGAUAGAUUACUUGAUUUAAAAACACUUUUGGAAAACCGACGGGUUACUUCUUUUGAAACACCUCCUGUCUAUUGCCCUACAGUCACAGAACUUGUUGCUCCUUUUUAACACUCCCUGUACAUUGCCUUUCAAUCACACAACUGGUUGCUACUUUCAGAUCAUCCCUUGUAUAUUGUCCUUAGUCACACAUCUAGUUGCUACUUUUGGAACAACCCCUUUACAUUGCCUUCAAGUCACACAACUGCAAGAGAUAACGGGACUCCACAGGUAGCGUCGAACUUUCUUCUAUUGAGAGUAUGUCACUACAUGACAAAAUCAACAUAUUAUUUUCAUGAUUGAUGGCAUAUAGAAAUCUCAAACGAGUAUAGAACAAAUACAAGACAAUGUGAAAAACAUUAACCAAACAGUUCAUGAACAGGAUGAAAAAAUGUUGGCCCUUACAUACAAAAUUAUUGAUCUAGAGACCAAGAGACUCAUACAUGGGCUUGAGGAGGUUGCCAGUAAAGACAUUUAAGAUGAGGUGAAUGACAUCAUCUAUGACUACCUCAACAUGGACCCAGGAGACCUGUUAUCAUUCUUUCACUCGGAUGUUAUCCUUGUACUGUUUAAAAUAUCAUUGUUUUGUAAAUAAGUGAAUAAAUUUGAGUCAAAGUGACUAUAUGUAUGUGUUCGCUCUUCGCUCGCUCCUCUUUUUUGUUAAAUGCAAAACAUUUUUUUUUUAUUAUUUCGCUUGCUCGCCCCAUUAUUUUUUGGA
Messenger RNA from Mya arenaria, 2352 nucleotides. RefSeq lists its product as uncharacterized. The transcript is spliced from 8 exons. The coding region runs from base 208 to 1242 and encodes 344 amino acids. The record is from RefSeq and is a predicted model, not a curated record. NCBI's taxonomy places the organism in Eukaryota, Metazoa, Mollusca, Bivalvia, Myida, Myidae.